GGUAUUACAGCAAUAUCAGAAUUAACCGGUGAUUUUGAAUUAGAUUUUAUGUAUAGUGAAAUAUGGCAAGAUCCGCGGUUAAGUUUCAAACACUUAAAUAUUUGCUCAAGUAAUAUUACCUUAAAAAGUGAAUUUCGAAAGAGAAUUUGGACGCCUGAUACAUGUAUUAUCAAUAGCAGGGAUUCAUCAAUUCAUAGUUCACCAUCUGAGAAUACUUUCGUUAUCCUAUAUGAAAAUGGAUUAGUAUGGAGUAAUUUCAGGCUUAAAGUUAAGGCACCAUGUAAGAUGGAUUUAAGAAUGUUCCCAUUUGAUUCAAUACAUUGUCAGCUUGUUUUUGAAAGUUAUUCAUUUAAUACGGAUGAAGUACGAUUAUCUUGGCAUGAAAAACCGUUAACAAUGAUGCAAAUGGUUGAAUUACCGGAUUUCGAAUUAACUGGUUGGCAUACGAAACAUGAAAAAUCGGAAUAUCCGAAUGGUGUUUGGGAUAGAGCAAUGGUUAAAUUUACAUUUGCACGACGAUACGGUUUCUAUCUUUUUCAUUCAUACUUUCCAACCUCAUUAACAGUCAUUAGCUCGUGGGUUGGAUUCUUUUUCGACGUACGAGCAGCUUCUGCAAGAAUCACAUUGGGUGUCUCAUCAUUGUUGGCAGUAAGUUUUCAAUUUGGUAGUGUAUUACGUCAUUUGCCACGUGCCAGCUAUAUCAAAUGUUUGGAUGUAUGGAUGAUCAGUUCGGUUAUUUUCAUUUUUUGUACACUCGUAGAAUUAGCUAUCAUUUGUCGACUUAAUCGUGACGAACGUGAAAAAGAAAUUGGAUCCAAUGCAGUAAAACAAUGGAUUAAUCGUACAAGACGAAAAAGUAACCGUGAAAAUUUGAUCAAUAGCAAUAUGAAAGUUUCACAGAGGCAAAAUAUUCCAUCCAUAAUUACUGCAACAAAAACAGGAAAUCCGAUAACGGAUGCUGAUUUUGCUAGUAAUAGCAAGGAGCAAUUAUCAUCGCAAUAUCGUUUUUUUAAAUGGCCAAUAAUAGACGUCAGGAAAUUAUUGGGUCAACUUUGUAAUCGAAAAUGGAAAAUUACCUCUGCACAGGUGUGA
Molecule: messenger RNA, 1092 nt
Organism: Cercopithifilaria johnstoni
Lineage: Eukaryota; Metazoa; Nematoda; Chromadorea; Rhabditida; Onchocercidae
Source: the annotation of a GenBank genome assembly